Molecule: messenger RNA, 1560 nt
Organism: Pogoniulus pusillus (Red-fronted tinkerbird)
Lineage: Eukaryota; Metazoa; Chordata; Aves; Piciformes; Lybiidae
Gene: C1QL1
Product: complement C1q like 1
Exons: 2
Coding region: 176-922 (248 amino acids)
Molecular function (GO): protein binding
Source: RefSeq, a predicted model, not a curated record
GGAGCCAGCGGAGCGCAGCGGAGCGAAGCCGCCGCCAGCCCCGGGCCCCCACCCCGCCGCCGCCCUGCACCCCCCCACCGGCACCAUUCCCACCCCCGGGCGACAGCGGCCCCCGGCCGGGCGCCGGCUCAGCCUGGGCCGCAAAACUUUGCUGGCGGCCGCGGCGGGGGUGGUGAUGGUGCUGGUGCUGGUGGUGCUCAUCCCGGUGCUGGUGAGCUCCGCCGGUACCGACGGCCGGUACGAGAUGCUGGGGACCUGCCGGAUGGUCUGCGAGCCCUACGGCCCCGCCGCCGCUCCCCCGCAACAGCCGGCCGAACGCGGCCCCCUCCCACCGCCCUCCACUCUGGUGCAAGGUCCCCAAGGCAAACCGGGGCGACCGGGGAAACCGGGACCACCGGGACCACCUGGAGAACCGGGACCUCCAGGUCCGGCGGGAGCACGGGGUGAAGCGGGACGACCGGGACCUCCAGGACUACCGGGACCAGGGGCUACGGGCGCAGUGAGCGCGGCUACCUACAGCACCGUGCCGCGGGUCGCCUUCUACGCCGGCCUCAAGAACCCCCACGAGGGCUACGAGGUCCUCAAGUUCGACGACGUUGUCACCAACCUGGGCAACAGCUACGAUGCUGCCUCCGGCAAGUUCACCUGCGCCAUCCCUGGCACCUACUUCUUCACCUACCACGUCCUCAUGCGCGGCGGCGACGGCACCAGCAUGUGGGCCGACCUCUGCAAGAACGGGCAGGUCCGGGCCAGCGCCAUCGCGCAGGACGCCGACCAGAACUACGACUACGCCAGCAACAGCGUCAUCCUGCACCUGGACGCGGGGGACGAGGUCUUCAUCAAGCUAGACGGGGGCAAAGCCCACGGCGGCAACAACAACAAGUACAGCACCUUCUCCGGCUUCAUCAUCUACUCGGACUGAGCCCGGACCCACGCCGCCGCCCCACGGCCCUCCAGCCCCACAGCGUCCCCCUGCUGCCGCCCAGCCCCACGGUGUCCCUCCACAGAAUCCCGCAGCGGCCACUCAGCCCCACGGCAUCCCCCCACAGCAGCCCGCAGUGACUGUCCAGCCCCGUGGAGUUCCCCCGCAGCCGUCUAGCCCCGCAGCAUCCCGGCACUGCCCUCCAGCUCUGUAGCCUCCCUGGUCCAGCCCCAUGGCAUCUGUGCCGCGGCGCAGCCCCACAGCACCUCCCCAGUGCUCCAAACGCCUCUUCCCCGUUACCUCACCCUGUAGCUGCUAAUUCAUAGCCAGGGGGCCACAGGGGGCUGGGGGCUGGCAGGAGGUUGGGCGCCCCCCGAGUGCUGCCCCAGCGUGCCCCCAUCCCCUCACUGCCUGCACCGCUUGGCCCUAUGGUGCCUGCUGCCCACUGCCUCCCCACACCCGGGGCGCUGCCGGGGCCGUGUAUAUAUGUACAGGACGUGCAGGUGUCUCGAUGGGAGCCCUCCACAGCCCCUGCCAGCCCCACGCCGGGGGCCUGCGCUGGGGUGGAGGGUGGCACACAUUGCUGCCCGCCCCUGGGGCGCCUCCACGGUAAAGCAGAGCUGUGACCUGUCCCCGUC